UCUCACCUCCUACAUAACAGGAACAAUCUGUCGGCCCACCGGCCUUCAGCCAGUCCCUCCACUCCCGGAGAAUCACAAGGCAGCCGGCCAGGGGGAGGGGGGAGGAGAGGCCUGCGAGCAGAGGGGGAAGGAGGGAUCUGUAACUCAUCGACGGCUUCUCCUCCAGGAUCCAGAUGCAGACUCCCCUGUGAAACCCGAAGCUGUGCGCCACUGCUGCAGCAGGCAGACAUCUUUUGUGUGUGUGAGUGUGUGAAUGGUUCUCAAAGACGCUUUGUAUUAUACCCACUCCUUCUUCGCCGUAGUAGGGAGCAGGCUCUCUUUUGGUGGAGCCUGAUGAUGCAUCCGAUGGCUCCACACGGGAUCGGCCUGUCUUUAGCGCUGUGGUCCGGCAGCAGUUUGGCCUCACCAUUCCCUCUACAGAUCCUAGCGGAGGGGAGCGCCACAGAAGAAGAGACCGGCGCCUUGGCCCCGGGUCCUACACAGCUGACCACCAGAAGCAGCACGCUCCUCGACUACCAAACUACGUCCACCGGUGACUUGACGGAUGGGGCGGCUACCGCUCUGGAUCAGGUCGUUGAAUUCCUCCACAGGAACCUGAUCUAUAUCGUCGCUGGAGCCUCGGUCGCCCUCCUUAUGCUCCUCAUCGUGUGCAUCGCGGUCACCUUGAAGCGGAAAUUGAGGAUCAAUGCGUACUACCCGUGCUCUUUCCCCGCAAAGAUGUACGUGGAGCAGAGGGACAAGGAAGGAGGGGUGAAACGCUUCGACCAGGUGCCAGAGAAGGCCCCUAGAUGGCAGCAGAGUGUGCCUGUAGACUCCGGUCAGCGGCUCCAGCAGGACAUCAUGAGGGCGGUCAAGGGUCUCCGGACACCCACCAAAAAAGCUACCAAGGUAGGAGAAGCCGCGCAAGCGGACACCCCUAUCGAAACAACGGAUGGGGAACGCUUGGUAGAAAAGGCAACGGAAGAAGCCGAGACGAAAUGGCACUCGCAAACUGAAGCCAGCAAUGAAGAGUCGCGUGAACAGGGGAUAUCUCUGAAACAGACUGGUCAACCGGAUGUUGAUCCGGAGGACUCACCUCAUUCUGGGGCUGAUCCCUCACCUGUCCAGCCAGACCACAGACCUGAAUCACCGCUCAUUCAAUGCGACUCUCCUAAAAUCCAAUUGAUCAAUGGGGAGAAAACUUCAUUUUAAUGAUGUCCUGCAUCAAUCCAUCAGCGUCAAAGCACGUGUUUUCCCGAUCAGGAGCCUUUAUUUUAUGAUGUGAAAAUACUAAAUGUGUUCAUAUUGUUUAGUAGCCUACGCUUUUUUUUCAGGUUUUGCUAGUGAAUUAAAUCAAUUAUUGCUCUUUUUUUUCUAUGGGGCGUCACCGCACGUCACUGGCUUUCCAUAAACCGACGUUAUGUGGUGAGCCUCCCACAGUUGCACUGUCACAACUGUUGUUAGGGGGGGGGGGGGGG
Messenger RNA from Gadus morhua (Atlantic cod), 1457 nucleotides. It is a transcript of the gene tmem119b, whose product is annotated as transmembrane protein 119b. The record is from RefSeq and is a predicted model, not a curated record. Lineage: Eukaryota; Metazoa; Chordata; Actinopteri; Gadiformes; Gadidae. Bases 334 to 1191 code for a protein of 285 amino acids. Gene Ontology annotation, cellular component: plasma membrane. Gene Ontology annotation, biological process: ossification; positive regulation of osteoblast proliferation; positive regulation of osteoblast differentiation. The transcript is spliced from 2 exons.